ACAUAAACAAUGUAUGCACGUGAUUUUGCUGGAGCGUUCUCGACACAAGGAGGCCAAGACCGUCGGUAAAAGUCCGUGGCAAAUUGACAAAAGAUCGGUUUCGGUUGGCCAACACAAAUGCGGGAUUUAUGCGGAGAGAGAUUGGAGUACAAUGCGGAGUAUAAGGCAGAGUAGAAUUAUCGAGAAAUGGCAGAAAAUAUAGGAGAGGAUAGGAAUACAAUAGCAGUUUUAUGGAAUCAUAAGAUACCAAGGACAUGUGAACCGACAUCCUCGGCCCUGGCCCCGGUCCCUGAUUAACACAUAUAAAUACUUAAUAUCGCAAUGCCUGUAACAUGGAACAUGCCAUCCACUGUAUAAAAUCGUGUAAUAUAUUUCAUCGGUGAACUCUUUGAGGCAAUUCUUGUCGUGUGACUCCUCAUUAACAUUCCCCAUAUAAUCAAUCACCAUGCCGUCCGCCUCUCCAACUUCCGCCCCUUCAUCCUCUACUCCCUCCCAACGUCUCGCCAAUCUCUCCUCACAAAUCAUGGCUCCUUCAACUCCCUCAUCUGUGUUCUCUUCAUCGCUCAUCGCUGCUGCUCCGCCUGAUCCGCUCUUCGGUUUGGCGCAGGAUUUCAAGCGCGAUCCAUCCGAUAAAAAGGUCGACCUCGUUAUCGGUGCCUACAGAGAUGACGAUGCGAAACCGUGGGUUUUGCCUUCUGUGCAAAAGGUCCGCAACGACAUCCACGAAAUCCCCACCCUCAAUGAAUACCUCCCCAUCAAAGGCCUCGCCCCCCUCACCACCGCCGCCGCCUCCCUCCUAAUGGGCCCCUCCUCCCCAGCAAUCACCCAGUCCCGCGUCAGCACCGUGCAAACCAUUUCCGGCACCGGCGCCGUCCAUCUAGGCGGCCUCUUCCUCUCGCGCUUCCACCCUUCCACCCCGAAACCAGCCAUCUACCUCUCCAACCCGACCUGGGCGAACCACCACCAGAUCUUCUCGAAUGUCGGGCUCUCGUUGGCUCAGUACCCGUAUUUCUCGGCGAAGACAAAGGGGUUGGACUUUGAGGGGAUGGCGGGUGCGUUGAGGGCGGCGCCGGCGGGGUCGAUUGUGUUGUUGCAUCCGUGUGCGCAUAACCCCACGGGUGUUGAUCCGACGCAGGAGCAGUGGAAACAGAUUGCGCUGGUUAUGCGUGAGAGAAAUCACUUCCCGUUCUUCGACUGUGCGUAUCAGGGUUUUGCGUCAGGGGAUCUUGUCCGUGACUCGUGGGCGAUUCGGUACUUUAUCGAGCACGGUUUCGAGCUGUGCAUUGCGCAGUCGUUCGCGAAGAACUUUGGUCUGUAUGGCCAGCGUACCGGUGCUUUCCAUUUCGUUUCCGCGCCUGGUCCCGAUGCUGCUAAGGCUACUGAGAACAUCGCCACCCAGCUCGCUGUCCUGCAGCGCUCGGAGAUCUCGAACCCGCCUGCGUACGGUGCGCAGAUCGCCAGUCGCAUCCUGAACGAUCCCCAGCUAUUCGCUUCGUGGGAGGAGGAUCUGCGCACGAUGAGCGGUCGUAUCCAAGCGAUGCGAACGGGUCUGCGCGAUCGUCUCGAGGCAAAGGGCACACCCGGGUCAUGGGAGCAUAUCACGAACCAGAUUGGGAUGUUCAGUUUUACCGGAUUGAGCGAGCAGCAGGUGAAGUUGUUGCGUGAAAAGUAUCAUAUUUACAUGGUAAGUUUUCCUUUUUUGAUUUUUUGCAUGGACUGCUCCACUAUUACUUGCAUGAUCUGCAUGGCAACUGUACAACGGCUAACCGUUUAUCCAUAUCCAGACUAAAAACGGCCGUAUCUCCAUGGCGGGUCUGAACUCGCAUAACCUGGAUUACUUUGCCGAUUCGGUUGAUGCUGUAGUACGGGAGAC
This is a messenger RNA of Aspergillus glaucus CBS 516.65, 1873 nucleotides long. RefSeq lists its product as uncharacterized. The record is from RefSeq and is a predicted model, not a curated record. The transcript has 2 exons. Gene Ontology annotation, biological process: L-aspartate biosynthetic process. Gene Ontology annotation, molecular function: L-aspartate:2-oxoglutarate transaminase activity; pyridoxal phosphate binding. Gene Ontology annotation, cellular component: cytosol. The coding region runs from base 446 to 1789 and encodes 447 amino acids. NCBI's taxonomy places the organism in Eukaryota, Fungi, Ascomycota, Eurotiomycetes, Eurotiales, Aspergillaceae.